AUGUUCAUCUACAUCCUGGCGGGGCUCUUGGCCCUUAGCAAUGCUCAUCGCUUCGUGGCGCCAUUUCUGGAUGAUGUUUCUGAAGCGGGAAGAAAGGAAUUCCGGGACAUCAUCUCCGACCAGCAGUUGAGCCGGGAAGAACGUGACGCCAAAGUGGCAACAUGGCUGGAUAAACAAUCCCAGGAGACAAAGGCCGAAUUCCUGAAAUUCCGCGAGUUCCGGAACAAUCAAAUUCGCCGCCAGGAUGAGUACCAGGAAGCGCUGAAAGCUCUGCCCCAACAAGUGCAAGCGGCUGUGCGGGAAGUGAAGCAAGUGCAGCAUCGUCAUGAUUUGGCAACAAAGGAAAAACAAGCACAAAUUGCCGAGAUUCUCGGAAAACUAUCGGAUGACGAAAAGGAACAAUGGGAUCGCUUCAACGAUUGGGCCGAAGCCCUGUUCGCCAAGAAACAA
Messenger RNA from Mesorhabditis spiculigera, 450 nucleotides. The record is from the annotation of a GenBank genome assembly. Lineage: Eukaryota; Metazoa; Nematoda; Chromadorea; Rhabditida; Rhabditidae.